Molecule: messenger RNA, 216 nt
Organism: Pseudocercospora fijiensis CIRAD86
Lineage: Eukaryota; Fungi; Ascomycota; Dothideomycetes; Mycosphaerellales; Mycosphaerellaceae
Exons: 4
Coding region: 1-216 (71 amino acids)
Source: RefSeq, a predicted model, not a curated record
AUGAAGUCCGCUUCAGGAAUGAAGGCUUGGGAAUCCUUGAAAGCUUUCGAGAUGACAUUCGGGCCUCGUAUGACUUUUGAAACAACGUUACCAGCCGUUGAGCUUGCGAAUAGAGCUGUUCAGGCAUAUUCAGGCGGAACUGAGAACAAAAGUAAACGGGUUGAGAUCGGAGUCAACAUGGAGCUGAUCAAUACCUGCUCAGGCUGUGCUGUUUAG